AUGGAUGUGUUUUCAAGCUUGCCAGAACCAAUAAUCCACCACAUAAUGUCUCUUGUACCCGCUAAAGAUGCAACCCAUAUGAGCAUUUUGUCAAACACCUUCCACUCUUCGUGGCGAUCCUUCCCAAUAAUGGACUUCGAUUUUCAGUUAUUCAUAAGGAGUUGUUCAUUGGAUGAUGAGAUAUAUGGAGAGUCAUUUUUAGAUUUCGUAGUAAAUUCUCUUCAAUACCAUGAGCUGACUACUUCUCUAGAAAAGCUGAGGUUCUGUGGUUCUCCUGGUGGUUAUAAGUUUGACAGUAUGUUUAAGAGGAUGAUAAACUUUGCCUUAGACAAUAAUGUUCGAGAGCUAGAGCUACAUUUUCACAUAGCAUGGAGAUUAUGUACUUACUGUUUGCCACCUGCCAUAUUUUCUGCUAAAUCAAUAAAAACUUUGACACUAAUAGCUAUUGCAUUGUCUCAGGAUUUGAUCUUAAGCUGUCCUUGUAUAAAGAGUUUCAAUCUCAUUAGUUGCCAUGGCUUCAAAACUGUUUUCUUGGCCUCUAAUGCUAAACUUAAAGCUCUAAGAAUAGAAGAAUUCUCUGACAUUAAAGACUUUCAUUUUGAAUCACCUGCUCUAUGCCUUGAAUCCUUUUCAUUUCACAGCUUUGUUAAUUCUGUGCCUGUAAAAUUCAACAUAAGUGGCUACACUACUCCGAAUCUCAAAUAUCUACGGUUAAAAGGCCAUGGCAUACCAGACAGAUUGUUCGAAAGCAUAAAUGCUGAAUUUCCUUACCUUGAGGCUUUAAUGAUACAAGACUGUAAUGUAUCCAAGAAGAAGGUCAAGAUUCAUCUUGAAUAUCUGAAAACUUUGGAACUGAAUAUGAUAAAUUUUAGUAAACUCGAGAUUGAAGCUCCAAGAAUGGUUUCCUUCACUUACAAACACGGACUUGUUAGAACUACUGAAAAUGAUAUAAGCAUCAGGUGUACAAAUCUCAAAUAUCUUCGAUAUAGAGCUACAGUGCCAUAUAGAUGGAUUAGAAAUAGCUUUUCUGAAUUUCUUUUUCUUGAGACUUUAAAGCUGCAUAUAUGGUCUGAAAACGAGAAGAUCAAGUUUCAUUUUGAAUGUCUGAAAACUUUCAAGUUGCAUUUGGGAGAUCCAAGUUCCAAGUACGGUUUCCUUCACUUGCAUAUGCUCUUCAUAUGCAAGACCUCCUGA
Molecule: messenger RNA, 1194 nt
Organism: Ziziphus jujuba (common jujube)
Lineage: Eukaryota; Viridiplantae; Streptophyta; Magnoliopsida; Rosales; Rhamnaceae
Product: putative FBD-associated F-box protein At1g55030
Exons: 1
Coding region: 1-1194 (397 amino acids)
Molecular function (GO): protein binding
Source: RefSeq, a predicted model, not a curated record